Messenger RNA from Gossypium raimondii (Peruvian cotton), 1646 nucleotides. RefSeq names its product myb family transcription factor PHL5. Gene Ontology annotation, molecular function: DNA-binding transcription factor activity; DNA binding. The record is from RefSeq and is a predicted model, not a curated record. NCBI's taxonomy places the organism in Eukaryota, Viridiplantae, Streptophyta, Magnoliopsida, Malvales, Malvaceae. The transcript has 7 exons. Bases 169 to 1320 code for a protein of 383 amino acids.
CUACCAUAAAUCUGAAUUCUUCAUCACACUGCCAUGGUUCUCCUUCAUCUUAUCUGCAUCUCCUUUCCUUUGAUUUUUGCGCGUAUUCUGCGUGACUUUUUCAUCUUAUAAUUCAUUCAAUACUACACUCACUCGCUGGUGCCAUCUUUGAUUACUUUUGAUUUGUAAAUGAACACUCAGAAGCUUGAUUACCAAGAAAAUGUAGAACAGAACCUUGGGUUCAGUAGGGACUGCAAUUUUGAAUAUGUUGGUUUUCAACAGCCAUGGAACAUGGCUACUCCCAUGGUUGAUGGAACUGUUUCGCAUCACCCAAAAUCAUCAUCUUCCAGUACAAUUCUGGUUGGUUUUCAGACACCAGGUGCUGCCUUUUAUGCAACUGAAAGAUGUAUGGGGUUUCCACAGUACGGGUCAUCGUCUCAAGGAGCUGCCACUUCUUUUUGUUCUCAAUACAACAAGUUGUGCAAUUCUCAGCUUCCUUCAUUCCAUGCCUCUGGGGACAACUUUUCCAUCCAAUCACUAAUGAAAUCCCAGAUUUUUUGCAAUCAAUACGAGAAAUCUUCGGAUAAGUCCUGCACAACCACACAAGAUCCCUCGCAUGAUCUAAGUAACUUGCUUGGAACCAAUGCUGCCACCCUUCCCAAUCACUUUUCUGUUCCUUUCCGAGGAAAUCAAGAUCAAGGGGCUUAUUGUAAUUCACAUGGUUCUUCGCCUGCAAAACUAAGUUUCUUUCUACAAGAGAAGCAAUCAAGUCCCAGGAGCUUUUCGGUUUCUCCUAGUUCAACCGGCACGGUGCUCACUAGUAAAACUCGAAUAAGGUGGACACAAGAUCUCCACGACAAGUUCGUGGACUGUGUUAAACGCCUUGGGGGUGCUGAGAAAGCAACUCCAAAGGCAAUUCUGAAACUAAUGGAUACUGAAGGAUUGACCAUCUUCCAUGUGAAAAGCCAUUUGCAGAAAUACCGAAUUGCAAAAUACAUGCCAGACUCUGCUCAAGGAAAAUCAGAGAAAAGAAACGAUUUAACUCAGAUUGAUGUCAAAACUGGUUUGCACCUCACAGAGGCAUUGCAGCUUCAGUUGGAUGUUCAAAGACGUCUUCAUGAACAAUUAGAGAUUCAGCGAAAUCUACAGCUUCGAAUAGAAGAGCAAGGAAGGCAACUUAAGAUGAUGAUUGAUCAACAACAGAAAACUAGUGAAAGCCUCUUAAAAAACCAAGAUUUCAACAUCAAUCCAUUUGAUCCUUCAAUUAGCUUUCAAGAUGUUUUUGAAACUUCUAUUGCAGAAAGUUCAGGAACUGGUAACAUAUCAUCCAAGAUAAGUUAGAGAGCUUAGUCAGUUGCAUGUUAAAAGGUUGGCCCAAUUACAAGGCAUGUCAACAAAGCCCAGUUCUUCCUCAUAAAAACAAGACUAUCAAAACAAAAUGACUCUAACUAAAAACAUACAAAAUACAUAAAUGAGUUUCAAUCAUGAUUUGAGCCGCUUUAUGAGCUUUGGAUAUGUGAAUGUUUGUUGAACGAUUCAUGCACAUCAUCAAGCUCUUAUGAACGACAAUGACUAGUUAUAACUAUCAUACACUAGUCAAUGUAAUUCUCUCUUUUGAUAGCUAGUUUGUUUGCAAUAAAAAUUCAUUACUUUUUUAUUUCCUAUAA